Molecule: messenger RNA, 791 nt
Organism: Brassica napus (rape)
Lineage: Eukaryota; Viridiplantae; Streptophyta; Magnoliopsida; Brassicales; Brassicaceae
Exons: 2
Coding region: 163-465 (100 amino acids)
Source: RefSeq, a predicted model, not a curated record
GUUCACCUAACAUUCUCUAGUUAUGAUUAUUUUGUUCUUGGUUUAGUGGUUUAAUUUUGUGGACUUAUCUCUUUGAUUAUCUGUUUGAUAGAUAACAUUCUCAAUGCAAUUGCUAAGCUGGGAUUUACUGAGCCAACACCGAUACAAGCUCAGGGAUGGCCAAUGGCUUUAAAGGGUAGGAAUUUAAUUGGUAUUGCUGAGACUGGCUCUGGUAAGACUUUGGCUAUUUCUCCACUUUCUCCAACUACAAGCAAUGUGUCAUCUCCUUGUGAUGUUAAGGUAGGUGAAGAACAUGUUUCUUUGACUAAGAGAAGAUUCAUGUCUAAGAAUAUUGAACCUAUACCUUUUGGGAAGAUGCAGGUGGUUCCUUUCAAUGGAAAAUUGGUUAAGGCCAAGAAGAGGUGCCAUUGGUGUGGAACCAAAGGAUUUGAGGAUUUGGUUAGUUAUCUGAGUUGUGGAAGAUAGUUCUUUUGUGUAGAUUGUAUCGAUAAAAGGUAUCUUGAGUUAUUAUGUUUGCUCUCGUACUUAUCUUGUUUACAGAGAGCACUGAUUUUUCUUAGUUGAGUUUAGAAUCAUUAUCUAGAUUAGUAUUUCCAUCACAGCAUAGUUAUAAUAAGAAGUAAUCCUAGAUUCAAUUAGUUUUGUGGAGCUAGGAUGUAGAGAGGGUUAAUCAUUCACCUGUGGCAAAAUGUUAGGAUACUCUUUCCUGCAAUUCUCAGCUGCAGUAACUUCAUUUGGGAUUGUUUCUGCAACUUCCUUAUUUCUAAUUUGCUUUCUUGUCUGAUUUUUUU